AUGGCAAAGACAAAAGUCGAAAAGAGAAACAAAUCGGCAAUCAAUGAGGUUGUUACCCGCGAAUGCACCAUUCACUUGUCCAAGCGGGUGCACAAUAUUGGAUUCAAGAAACGCGCUCCUCGUGCCAUCAAGGAAAUCCGCAAAUUCGCUGAGAAGGAAAUGGGUACCAAUGAUGUGAGAAUUGACACCCGUUUGAACAAGCACAUUUGGUCCAAGGGUAUCAGGAGUACACCUUUCCGUGUACGCGUCCGACUUGCCCGUCGCCGUAAUGACGAUGAAGACUCACCCAACAAAUUGUUCACAUUGGUCACCUACGUGCCAGUUGCCACAUUCAAGGGUCUGCAAACAGAAAAUGUUGAAUCCAGCGAUGAUUAAGUUAAAACAACAAAAAAUAGCGAGAGUGAAACAUUUUUUAUUAAAAUAAACAAAAAAUUUUAAUUUUUACGCAAAGUAAA
Molecule: messenger RNA, 455 nt
Organism: Episyrphus balteatus (marmalade hoverfly)
Lineage: Eukaryota; Metazoa; Arthropoda; Insecta; Diptera; Syrphidae
Gene: RpL31
Product: 60S ribosomal protein L31
Exons: 2
Coding region: 1-375 (124 amino acids)
Biological process (GO): cytoplasmic translation
Cellular component (GO): cytosolic large ribosomal subunit; ribosome
Molecular function (GO): structural constituent of ribosome
Source: RefSeq, a predicted model, not a curated record